Chlorocebus sabaeus (green monkey) is the source of this 4320-nucleotide messenger RNA. Lineage: Eukaryota; Metazoa; Chordata; Mammalia; Primates; Cercopithecidae. The record is from RefSeq and is a predicted model, not a curated record.
UUCUGGGCUGGCCUUUUUCUCUCCCAGGUGCGCUUCCCUGCUUGAUCUGUGUUUCUGCUCUUUCUCCUUCAUUCCGCAGUCUCCUUUGCCCUGUGACCUGCCAGGUACUGGAAGGUCCCUAGAGAGGAUACCGGGACGCUCCUGAAGCCGCGAGAUGAGCCACCAUCACUCAUGUUCUUGAAUGGGAACUGCCUGGAAAGCCUGAAGAAGGAGGAGCCUGAAGGAGGAAGGAGGAGGCUGAGCCAUCCCGGGAACAUGGGCUGGAUGAGGCCAAGCCAGGAGAUGACACCACUGAAUAGAAGUCACUAUUCAGGAUUUGGGCUUUUCUGUGGAGAUCCUGGCCCCGAGAUCGAACCCUUCUCCCUGCAGGUGUCCCCGCAGGAGAUGGUGCUGGAGAUCCACCGGGUGUUCAUGGACCAUGAAUACCCAUGUCCCCGCCUCACUUCUCACUGCACCCGGGUGGCAGCACGCUGGACCACCUCUCAGAGCUGCGCAGCAUGGCAGGGCCGCAGGCGGGCUUGGUGCUCCAUGUGGUGGAAGAGCCCUGCACAGUGCAUGAGGCCUGCGGUGACGAGUGCCACAUCUGAGACCGCUCAGGAGCCUGGACCCAGGUGAUGCAGCUCCUUGUCCUUCCUGAGCGUCUUCACUGACAGUGGCCUGGGAGGCAGCAGGAGCAGAAAGGCUUGGAGAUGGACCCCACCGACUGCACACCACCCAAGCACAUCCUGCUCGGAAACCUGGAACAGCCACUGUGUCCCCUGCAGCCCCAGAACGGUGACUAAAAGGUGGGACUCCAGGGAGGAGCAAGGAAGAGGGUCCCCGGGCGGGUGGAGGGCCACACACCAGGAGGCCUGGCCCAUUCAUGCUUGGCCAUUCCUGUAGCCCCUGAAAGUGCUCGCCUUGAGCGGCUGGCACCUGUCCCCUGGGAACUGCAAGAGACUCCAGGUCUCCCUCUAGGGAGCUGUGAGCCAGCUCUGGCGAGAGCAGCCCUGGGAGCGGCGCCCAUGUGCUUCUGACUCGCCUUUCAGGGCAGCAUCUCAGGGCCAGGAAAACCCGGAGCAGGUGAGGGCCUUGAUGAAGAAGGAGCCUGUGGCAGGGUCCUGAGAUUGGUGGGCGGCCCCAUCUGCCUUUCCCCUGCCUGCCAUGGGGUCCAGUGCCACCCAUUCGAGAGAGGCCACCUCAUUCCAGGUGUGCAGCUGGAUGGCCCCUGUGACGGAACACACUGUGGACUGCACGUGUGGAGAGGCGCCUGUACCUCGGGGCUGGGCUGUGAGGAGCACAUUCCUGCACAGGGGCCUGUGACCUGGCCCGGUCCUCACUGGGAACCCCCUUCCUUCCUGGGUGCCAGGUGGGGUUCUCUGCGCUUCCCUGAGGCUCCCCGUGGGUCUGUUCAUUGGGGACUCUGGGGCUGUCUGUGGGGAGAGAGGAGAAGGGACUUCCCAGGGCAGGUUGCAGUGCACAGGCUGAGCCCAUGUCUCCGUCCCUGGUCCCUCUGCAGCCCCAGUACUGGAACGAGGAGCUGCAGAUGAUGAGGGACCUGCCCUACAGGAACCAACCUGAGCAGCUGCUUCAAGAAAAAGCCAUGUUCAAGGUUCCGAAGCCCCUGGUGAGUGAGUGACAGCCUCACAGCCUCAGGCCCACCUGUCUCCUGCUGGAAUGUUUCUUGUGUACGGCAGGGACGUGAGGGAAACUGGCCUCCCCCAUCUUGGUGAGCUGGGCCAGGUGGAUGUAGCCUGAGGCUUUUGUGGGCGUGGCCUCUCGCCCUCCCAGCCUUGGUCCCUCCCAGGUACACAGCAACUUCAGAGUGGCAGCCACAUGGGGCGUCGGUCAGGGAGGCAUCGUCAUGGCCAUCAGCCCCAGUGAGGAGACCCCGCUGCAGAUGUUCACGUGGAGCCGUGUCAUCUUCAGCCUGGGCUUUGUUGUUAGUGGCCACUACAAGGACUUUGCUGGGGACGUGGCGGCCUCCAUAGCAUUCACCAAUGACCUGAACGGUUAGCACUGGCACAAUGCAGUGGACAUGGAGGGUCUGUACACGCUGGACACGGCAGAGGUGGAUGACCGCGGCUACUGGGUCAGGUUCCAGUCCUCGUCCCUGGCAUCCUGGAAUGGGAUCAGGAGCAGAGUGUCAUCUGUGUCUCCAUUGACUUUGCAAGACAAUGGUGUGGCCCCUGUGUUGCCUGGAUCUGCUGGAGCACGAGUUGGCUGCUGAAGACCCUGCACCACUGCACGCUCAACCACUGCGACGCGGAGGCGGAGCUCUUCUCGGUUGAGGGCAUGGGCAUCACUGGCAACGACAGGUGCUGCUAUAUUCUCUACCUGCUGAGCCCACUGCCCCUGACCUCAGCUCCCUGCCUGUGCCCCACAAGGAGCUGCCAGAGGAAUGCUCCCAUGUCAGCUUCCCCUGCACCCAUAGGCAUAGGUUCUGUCGCCUGUGCCAGGAGCUGGUGGAUGCCUCAUGGAGCACAUUUGAGGAGCAGCCCUUUGAGGCUGGGGCUACAACCAGCUGCACCCUGCUGCAGGCAAUGGGCAGCCCGGGUUGUUCUAGGGCUGGGUCGUUGAAGGGAGAAGCUCUGGACAGUGAAGAAGAGCUCGUUCUGGCCACACUCACUAGAGCCCCUUUCCCAUCCCCCACCCACCUGCUAUCAGGCUCCCAGAUUCAGAAUCUGGAGCUUUGUGUUGGUUGUAAGCCAGUGAGCAGUGAAACCAGCGACCCAGGUGAGCUGUGCUGUUCUCCUAAGGAGGGUUUGGAAGUUGCUGGGUGGUUUGUGAAGGUCACAGUCCCUGAGUGUUAGUGCUGCUGGUUUUUAGUGCUUAGGAGUUGACCAUGUUAAAUUUCCCACACCACAAGUAACUCUUUUCCAGAAGCCAGUGGCAUUCCUGUCUCUGUUGACAGUCCUGGUCUGAAUGUGGACCCCUUCUCCUCCACCUCCAUACUCUGGCUGUCUUCCUGUUUGGGGAGAUCUGGCAGCCACCACCUUGUUGCUUGGGUUUGUGAGAGCAAAGCUGAGUUCCAGUUGGGCUUGCAGCAGAAGAAGGAAUCUGAUGCCAUCUAUAAGGCCCAGGUGGGCUGUGGCAGGGCUGGCGGGUUGAGAUGCACCUGUAGGUUGUGGGCAGCUAGUCCUUUCCUGCUUCUGCUCUCUCCCCUGUUUUUGGGUGAGAACCACGAGAAGCAAAGCUCCAAGAACCUCAAGUGCCCGGCCCAGCAGGCUGUGGCCCAGCAGCACACCGUGAAUGGGAUAUACCGGUGGGCUGCAGCGCCAGCAUCCUGCCUCUCCAGGUAUAUCCCUGGGUGGAGCUGGGCCCCUACUCGGCCUGGGUAGGAUGAGCCUCACUCACAGCUCAUCCCCCCACGGCCCCUCAGUUCACAGCCCCCAGCAUGGCCAGCGUCUUGGAGCAGCUCCAGGUCAUCAGUGUUGUCCUCUUCAUUCUUCUCAGCUGAGGCCCCUCCAUGGCUCCCUACUUAGAAGUUGGCCUUUAGUUUUUUAAGAUAUGUAAUAGGCUGACAUGGCUCAAAAUUGGAAAGUGUAGCCAGUGAUGAGAAGUUCUUUGUGAAUCCUUCCAGAAAUACUCCAUGUGAUCUUUUUCCCCCUCUUUUUUUUCUUUGGAAUUGUGGCAUGCCACGGAUGAAGGUUAUUAUUGUUUACUUCAUUUAACAAUAUAUCUUGGUGAUCUUGCAUUUCAGUUCCUAAGGAGUGGCUUUAUUCCUUCCCCGGCUGCCUCUGGUUCCAGUGCAAAGUGUGCCUUAGGAGCAGGCCCUAAGGACUCCUGCUGUGCUGUCACAAGCAGUGCUGCCUUCAGGAGCCCCUAACCUCCUGCCUUUUCUCCCCUCAGUGUGGGAAAGGGGUUUGGUCAGCCAGGGGUGUCAGCAACCCUGUCCCAUGCCCAUUGUCUACACCUAAUCUGGUGGCAGGGAGGCCACAGAGUACAGCGACUGGAACUGGGUGUGAGGGUGAGAGGCAGCCGGGCCCCAGGCAGAAUCAAGUGCAUGGAAUCCUGACUGUCAGCAAUCAGGGAUCUUUCUGCUUUUAGGAGGGAAGUACUUGUUCCACGCGUCUCACUGAAUAUGGCACGGAGCUUGAUCUGUUCCAAGUGGGAGUUUAACCAGCCUAGAGGGGGCCCGGUGUCCUGGCCCAGUCUGACACCUACCUCCUCUCCCACCUUCUACUCCCCCAGAAGACUAGGAGAAUCUGAAAGCAGAGGUGGUGCAGUGCCACUAGUUCCAGGAGUCCAGAAAAACAGGGAUAAGGCAUUCUGGGAGGUUAAGGUAGGUGGAUCACUUGAGCUCAAGAGCUGGAGACCAGCCUAGGAAACAUGAUGAAA